This is a messenger RNA of Clunio marinus, 396 nucleotides long. The record is from the annotation of a GenBank genome assembly. NCBI's taxonomy places the organism in Eukaryota, Metazoa, Arthropoda, Insecta, Diptera, Chironomidae.
AUGAAGUCGCAACGCAACUUGUUGCCGAUAAAAGCUCGAAAACUCUGCGUCACUGAUGAUUAUGAUUUAUGUUGUGCGCUUAGAAUGACACAGAUUAGGCUAAAGCCUCAAAGAAAAAAUAUAAAAGAAGGCAAAGCGAGUUCCAUCAAACGUAUUAAUCUUGAUAAGCCCAAAGUUGGUGGUGUUGGCUUCUUAAGUGUUUUGCAAACAAAUUUAUUUGGAUUAGACAUUCUUGAGAAGUACGAUUGGAUAAACAAACAUAAAAGAUCGAAGCUUAUCUCACGCCUGCAGACAAUUCUAAUUGUUCUUAAACUGAGCCUCAUGGAACGUUUUCAUCUGCUGAACGAUUUACAAGUCCUAUCCUUCACUUUGUCACCCUUAACAGAAGAGCCUUGA